Molecule: messenger RNA, 204 nt
Organism: Rodentolepis nana
Lineage: Eukaryota; Metazoa; Platyhelminthes; Cestoda; Cyclophyllidea; Hymenolepididae
Source: the annotation of a GenBank genome assembly
AUGAGUGCCAUCGUCGUUCCAGAUCACACAACCAACCAAUCGCCAAAAAAUGAGGAGAAGGAGGGAACUGGCAAGAGCAGUGAAGGCUGGCCAAAAGAUAGCAUGUGCUGUGGUGGAAAAAUCGCGGAGUUUCUUCAAUAUCACAGCAUCAUCACGAAGGUAACAGGGGAAGGCGGGUGUCUGGCUCAAACUCCUGUUGAAUAA